This is a messenger RNA of Exophiala aquamarina CBS 119918, 1206 nucleotides long. RefSeq lists its product as uncharacterized. Bases 1 to 1206 code for a protein of 401 amino acids. The transcript has 2 exons. Gene Ontology annotation, molecular function: protein binding. The record is from RefSeq and is a predicted model, not a curated record. NCBI's taxonomy places the organism in Eukaryota, Fungi, Ascomycota, Eurotiomycetes, Chaetothyriales, Herpotrichiellaceae.
AUGUCUCAAGACCCACUGGUUCCAACAUUUGUGCUUCGCGGACACUCGUCGGCCAUCCACGCCUUAGAAUUCUUCGCCUCAAAUACAUUCUUGGCAUCAGGCGAUACCGACGGAUGGCUCGUGAUAUGGAGACUGUCGUCCAAACGACCUGUCGCUGUAUGGAAGGCCCAUGAGGGCGGGGUGAUGCAGAUCAAACAAUGGACCGGCCAGCGGCUGAUCACGCAUGGACGAGAUCACAAGCUCCGCGUUUGGCAAGUGCGCAAUGAAGAUUUCGAGGUGCUGAGUACGAAGUUGCCGAGCGAGAGCCCCUCAGCCGCUCAAACCCAGCACCCGCAACCGUGGCUUCUGCAUUCUUUGGAUGUCAACGCGCUGAAUUUCUGCGCCUUCUCCGUCUGCGAUCAAUACCCAGAACAGGCUCCGGCUUCGCCGAUGAACCCAACGCCGCAACUGCUCGCCUCCCCGAACGGGCUCGACUCCGGCGGCAUCGAUAUCUUCCAGCUACCAUCUGAACGUCGCGUGUCGCAACUACGAUCUGACCCGGCGGUCGACACGGGAAUGGUCAUGUCGGUAGCACUAUUCCAUUCUCUCGAAUUACAGGAGGAGUUGGUCCUCGUUUCGGGCUAUGAAGAUGGGCAGGUGAUGGUGCACACUUGCUGUGGGGCUUUCGACCACAAGAGCCAAGGCUGGGUCAAGGUCUUGAUGGGGAAGCCGCACUCGCAACCGGUGUUGUCUCUGGAUGUGUUUCCCUCAAAAAGACAUUUCGUCACGUCUAGUGCGGAUGCCAUUAUUGCGAAGUUCUCACUUGACCCGAACGAGACUCGGCUGGAAUCCAGCCAGAACGCGGAGAAGGCAAUAAACACGAAACACGCCGGCCAGCAAGGCCUGAAUGUGCGAUCCGACGGUAAGAUAUUUGCAACGGCGGGGUGGGAUGGUCGCAUCCGAGUCUACUCUUGCAAGACAAUGAAAGAGCUGGCGGUCCUGAAGUGGCAUAAAGACGGAUGUUAUGCUACGAGCUUCGCGAAAAUCCUAAUACAUAACCAAAAUGAUGGGUCAGGGGAAGAGGUCCAUGGUGAAGGCACCAAGAUAGCAACCAGAAUGUCGGCACUUGAUCAUAUCAAACAGGAGAGAGAGAACAAGGCACGAUCAUUGCAUUGGCUAGCCGCUGGGGGAAAAGAUGCCAAGAUUACACUUUGGGAAGUAUAUUGA